Molecule: messenger RNA, 528 nt
Organism: Hyaloscypha bicolor E
Lineage: Eukaryota; Fungi; Ascomycota; Leotiomycetes; Helotiales; Hyaloscyphaceae
Exons: 1
Molecular function (GO): protein binding
Source: RefSeq, a predicted model, not a curated record
ACACCCUCCCUCCUCGCCUCCCUACGAUCGCGUCCAAAAGAUGCCCUCUCCACCCCAGCAAAUACGCCCAAAAGGCCCUCUCUCGUCAAAAUCACGCCAAUCACCACGCCUUCUCACCCAGCAAAUGGACAGCACGGACUCUUCGCGAGCAGAGAUCUGAAACCAGGGACUUUCAUCUUGCAAUACUUGGGCGAAAUCCAUGCUGCGGUGGGAAGGGGAGAGCAUGGAGAGCAUGGAGAAGAGAAGGACCCGCACGCUGAUUCGGACUAUGAUUUGAGUCUUGAUAGGGAGAUGGGGAUUGGUAUUGAUGCAGAUAGGAAGGGGAAUGAGGCGAGGUUUAUCAAUGAUUACAGAGGGAUCGCCGAGAAGCCGAAUGCGGAGUUUAAGGAGUUGUGGGAUGAGAAGAGCGGAGAGAGGGGCAUGGGUGUUUGGGUUCUGCCUGAGGGCAGGAGUGGGAAGGGGAAGGGGAUUAGGAAGGGUGAGGAGAUUUUGGUGAGUUAUGGAAGGGGGUUUUGGGGGGCGAGGAGG